AACAACCACUAGGUUUCAGGUAUAGUACGCGAAAUGGUGUUACACGUUGUGGAUUUCAGCUCGUUAGUUGUCAGCUGGCUAGCUAACGUGCUAUGCUAACAUUACAUGUCUGAUGAGAAACGCAAAAAUAGGCCUCGUCCCCGAAUUGGGAAGGACUCUAACGUUAGCUGAAGCCCUAAAAGUGCAGUCAGACGUGUGGGACAGACACUGACUGGGGGAUCUGACCAGGCCAUGGCCAACAGGGGAGGUGCUACGAGACCCAACGGGUCUAAUGCUGGGAACAAGAUCUGCCAGUUCAAGUUAGUGCUGCUGGGGGAGUCGGCGGUGGGCAAGUCCAGCCUGGUGCUCCGCUUUGUCAAGGGCCAGUUCCACGAGUUCCAGGAGAGCACCAUAGGAGCGGCCUUCCUGACCCAGACAGUGUGUCUAGACGACACGACGGUGAAGUUUGAGAUCUGGGAUACGGCGGGACAGGAGCGCUACCACAGCCUGGCGCCCAUGUACUACAGAGGGGCGCAGGCCGCCAUCGUGGUCUACGACAUCACAAAUGAGGAGUCAUUUGCCCGGGCCAAGAACUGGGUGAAGGAGCUGCAGAGACAAGCCAGCCCCAACAUUGUCAUCGCUUUGUCAGGCAACAAGGCUGACCUCGCCAGCAAGAGAGCCGUCGACUUCCAGGAUGCCCGGUCUUAUGCAGACGACAACAGCUUGCUCUUCAUGGAGACGUCGGCCAAGACAUCUAUGAAUGUGAACGAGAUAUUCAUGGCUAUUGCGAAAAGAUUGCCCAAGAGCGAGCCUGCAGCCGCUGGAGCUAACAGUGGGCGGAACAGGGGUGUCGACCUAACUGAAGCCGCCCAGCCAACCAAGGCCCCCUGCUGCAGUAACUAAUGCGAUGCCCACCUACUGCAGCGACUAAUACGACCGAUGCCCGACUUUCGCUGCAGUAAACUAAUGUGACGCUCC
Messenger RNA from Oncorhynchus nerka (sockeye salmon), 957 nucleotides. Its product is annotated as ras-related protein Rab-5A. Lineage: Eukaryota; Metazoa; Chordata; Actinopteri; Salmoniformes; Salmonidae. The coding region runs from base 232 to 882 and encodes 216 amino acids. Gene Ontology annotation, cellular component: Golgi apparatus; endosome. The transcript has 6 exons. The record is from RefSeq and is a predicted model, not a curated record. Gene Ontology annotation, molecular function: GTPase activity; GTP binding.